This is a messenger RNA of Acanthosepion pharaonis, 2493 nucleotides long. Lineage: Eukaryota; Metazoa; Mollusca; Cephalopoda; Sepiida; Sepiidae. The record is from the annotation of a GenBank genome assembly.
AUGGGUUUCAUCCCUCCCUUUGACACUGCUAGCUGCAAUGAGGGGGAACUAGACGUCCGGGCAGCCCUAGCCUCCAUAUAUCCCGUCCAGGCCUGUAGCGCACUGCGCAACUCCAUCGUCCUCGAGACAGACGGAUGCCUUCGUAGCGCACUGCGCAACUCCAUCGUCUCUCGAGACAGACGGAUGUAUUGGUUUAUCCUUCCUUUGACACUUAAGGCAAGGCCGAGAAGGGGAACUAGACGUCCGGGCAGCCCUAGUUCUCCAUAUAUCCCGUCCAGGCCCGUAGCGCACCGCGCAACUCCAUUGUCACCCGAGACAGACGGAUGUAUUGGUUUAUCCUCUUCCUUGACACUCCUAGCAAGGCUGAGAGGGGAACCAGACGUCCGCAGCCCUAGUUCUCCAUAUAUCCCGUCCAGGCCUCAAUGCCGAGAGGAACUAGACGGGGAACUAGACGUCCGGGCAAGUUUUAGUUCCAUAUCCUGUCCAGGCCCAGAAGCACCGCGCAACCCAUCGUCGCCUGGAGACAGACGGAUAGCCUGUAGCGCACCGCGCAACUCCAUCGUCUCCGAGACAGACGGAUGCGCUGGUUUAUCCUUCCGGAACACUGCUAUAAGCCCCCAGAAGCACCGCGCAACUCCAUCGUCUCGAGACAGACGGAUGUAUUGGUUUAUCCCUCCUUUGACACUGCUAGGCAAUGCUGAGGGGGAACCAGACGUCAGGGGCAGCCUAGAUCUCCAUAUCCUGCACUGCGCAACUCCAUCGUCUCGAGACAGACGGAUGUAUUGGUUUAUCCUCUCCUUUGACACUGCUAGCAAGGCUGAGAGGGGAACAGACGUCCGGGCAGCCCUAGUCUCCAUAUAUCCUGUCCAGGCCUGUAGAGGCACUGCGCAACUCCAUCGUCUCGAGACAGACGGAUGUAUUGGUUUAUCCUCCUUGACACUGCUAACGGAUGUAUUGGUUUAUCCUUCCUUGGACACUGCUAGCAAGGCCGAGAGGGGAACUAAACGUCCGGGCAGCCCAGUUCUCCAUAUAUCCCGUCCAGGGCUCGUAGCGCACUGCGCGCAACCCAUCGUCUCUCGAGACAGACGGAUGCCCGUAGCGCAAUCGCGCAACUCCAUCAUCUCUCGAGACAGACGGAUGUAUUUGGUUUAUCCUCUCCUUGACACUGCUAGCAAGGCUGAGAGGGGAACGGACGUCCGGGCAGCCCUAGUUUCCAUAUAUCCCGUCAAAGGCCUGUCCGUAGCGGCGGGCGCAACCCAUCGUCACUCGAGACAGACGGACGUAUUGGGCUUAUCCCUCUCCUUUGACACUGCUAGCAAGGGGCUUCGAGAGGGGGAACUAGACGUCCGGGCAGCCCUAGCUCGUAGCGCACUGCGCAACUCCACGUCCCCCGAGACAGACGGAUGUAUUGGUUUAUCCUCCUUGACACUGCUAGCAAGGAGAGGGGGAACUAGACGUCCGGGAGCAGCCCUAGUUUCCAUAUAUCCUGUCCAGGCCCGUAGCGCACCGCGCAACUCCAUCGUCACCUCGAGACAGACGGAUGUAUUGACAGACGGAUGUAUUGGUUUAUCCCUCCUUUUGGAUACCGCUAGCAAAGGCCGAGAGAGGGGAACUAGACGUCCGGGCAGCCCUAGUUCUCCAUAUAUCCCGUCCAGGCUCGUAGCGCACCGCGCAACUCCAUCGUCUCUCGAGACAGACGGAUGUAUUGGUUUAUCCUCUCCUUGGACACUGCUAGCAAGGCCGAGGGGGAAUGACGUCCGGGCAGCCCUAGUUCUCCAUAUAUCCUGUCCAGGCCCGCUGGGUAGCGCACCGCGCAACUCCAUCGUCACCUCGAGACAGACGGAUGUAUUGGUUUAUCCUCUCCUUUGGACACUGCUAGCAAAGGCCGAGAGGGGAACUAGACGUCCGGGCAGCCCUAGUUCUCCAUAUAUCCUGUCCAGGCUCAGUAGCGCACUGGGCGCAAACUCCAUCGUCUCGAGACAGACGGAUGUAUUGGUUUAUCCCCUCUUUGGAACACUGCGCCAAAGGCCGAGAGGGGAACUAGACGUCCGGGCAGCCCUAGUUCCAUAUCCCGUCCAGGCCCGUAGCGCACCGCGGCAACUCCAUCGUCUCUCGAGAGACGGAUGUAUUGGUUUAUCCUCUCCUUGGACACUGCUAGCAAGGCCGAGAGGGGAACUAGACGUCCGGGCAGCCCUAGUUCUCCAUAUAUCCCGUCCAGGCCGUAGCGCACCGCGCAACUCCAUCGUCUCGAGACAGACGGAUGUAUUGGUUUAUCCCUUCCUUGGACAGCGUCAGGCGCUAGUUCUCAUAAGGCCGAGAGGGGAACCAGACGUCCGGGCAGACCCAGUUCUCCAUAUAUCCUGUCCAGGCUCGCUCGUAGCGCACCGCGCAAACUCCAUCGUCUCUCGAGACAGACGGAUGGUUGGUUUAUCUCUCCUUUGGACACUGCUAGCAAGGCUGAGAGGGGGGAAACUAGACGUCCGGCAGCCCUAG